Molecule: messenger RNA, 860 nt
Organism: Babjeviella inositovora NRRL Y-12698
Lineage: Eukaryota; Fungi; Ascomycota; Pichiomycetes; Serinales
Exons: 1
Coding region: 58-690 (210 amino acids)
Molecular function (GO): protein binding
Source: RefSeq, a predicted model, not a curated record
UUGUUUUCUUCUCAUCGCAGUAGCACCCCCAACAUUAACACCCGCCUAAAAGUCAUAAUGUCUGUUGUCAGCGCUGAAUCUCAGUUCAUUUCUCCGUUCUUGCAAUUGUUGAGCCUUUCGGGCCAACCUAGCAUUUACACUGACACGUUCCAGCAAGAUUUGAGUAAAAUCCAGUCACUAGGCCCAUCUUUACCGAAAUUAUCGACAGAUGCCAAGAAACCAAAGCUUUCCAAGAGCACCGAGGAUGACAAGGUUGUGAACUUAACCAUUAAGUCGAUCAAGCCGCCAAAGUUUAACCAGAUCAUCUCCGCCUCCACAUCCACCACCAUCUACACAAUCAAGGAACAGUUGAUCGCGGAGGCCGAGGAGUUAGCUGGUACCCAAGUGGAGCAAUUGAAGUUUUUGAUCAAGGGGAAGGUCAUUGCUGAUUCUACUGUCUUGGAUGCCUUAGCCACAGACACCAACAAGCUUUCUUUCAUGUGUAUGAUCGGGAAGCCAACCACCGGCCUGGUUCCAGCAGCUGAGACUGUGGCUCAUGAGGAACCUGAGCUGAUUGUGGAAGAGACCGUCACAAGCCUAACCGAAGACCAGUGGAUGGCUAUUCACGCCACCGUGCUGAAGAGUUACAGCGUCAACCAGGCCGACGCGGUGGUACUGAGAUUGAAGCUGGGCUGGGAGUUGGCCAAAUAGUAAAUUCCAUGGAGAAAGUAUCGCUAACACUGGUAUAGAAAUAAACACAUACUAAAGGGCCCUAAACGGAAACGUUAUGUUAACGUAUAGAGAGAAGUUAUCAAGUGGCGAGCGUAGCUAUGGUCCACUCGGACUUUGGAAAUUAAAUAUCGAAAAAUGUUACACAGUAA